Molecule: messenger RNA, 2320 nt
Organism: Prorocentrum cordatum
Lineage: Eukaryota; Dinophyceae; Prorocentrales; Prorocentraceae
Source: the annotation of a GenBank genome assembly
UCGGGCUAUGUGUGACACCCCUCGCGGUACUCGCAGCUGCAUAUGGUUGGGUCCUUCGCCAGGCUAUGUUUGUUUGUGCGAAGCGCUCGAGUCAUAGUUGGAUUAUACUUUGAUAUAUGGCAGAGGACGUGCUGCCCCUAUCUUUGUUUUCACGCGCUCACCCCUUUUCACAUUUGCGGAGUUAUGUUGCCUGGGCCAAGCACAGGUAGAACGUCCAAGGAAAGCGACACAGAGGACUCACUGGGUUUGGAUAUUGGCUUGGAUAUUGGCUAGGGAGGGAACGUGAAUAGUAGUGGGGCCAAGAGGGAUGGACAUGAUGGCAUACCGAUGGGGGAAGAUACCAGCGAGCAGGUUCCCCAUCGACCUGUAGAGCAAGCACGAUUUCGACACGACAGCUCCUCCGAUCAUGAAUCUGGCUUUUCCGUUCUGCUCGCCACUCUUACCCUCGUAGUCCCUGGCUUUGGACACACAGUGAUGAUCGGCGGCCUUUGGUCGCAAACAUGUUCACAUCUCGCUUCGUGGAACUCUGCAUCGCAUCCUGGCGUUUCCGAGCGACCCCGAGCCAUCCGCACGGCGUAUCAUAUUUACGCUGGCCCGCCGCUGGGCGACGUCCGAUCGAUCCCCGCAGACGACCUCAGAGCAUCUGCAGCUAGGCGCCGACUCAACCGGCAUCAGCUCGUUCAUGCACUGGCUGGUCAUGCGGCCAGCUUUCGACUUAUUUUUCGGAGUUCUCAUCCUCCUCAACACCAUAGGGAUGGUGAUCGAGGAGCAGUUCAACGGCGCCCAAGUAGGCUACAGCAUCGGCUUCUACGAGUACUACGGCUCCGACGAGUGGGCACAACACACAUACCCAGAAUCGUGGUUCCAUGCGGGCGAGGUGGUGUUCGCCUGCCUCUUCAGCGUCGAGGUGAUCCUGAGGAUGUUAGGGAUGGGCUUCCGCUUCUUUAGGCGGCCCGUUGAGGUAUUCGACCUGGUAGUGGUGAUCUUGUCGGAUCUCAGCGUCGCAUUCAGCAGCAGCUCCAGUACUACUUUCGAAGACGUGGAGUUGCUCCGACUACUGCGGGCUGCGAAGUUGCUGCGGCUGUUGAAGCUUGUCAGAGCCAUUGAGGGGUUCGACGCCCUCCACCUCAUGAUGACGGCGCUUAUGUCGUCCACAUGGGCACUCUGUUGGUCCGUCCUGCUGUUACUGAGCAUUAUGACCUUUAUCGCCAUGAUCACCACGAACCUUUUCCGUGCAUUGUACUUGGAGGAUGAUAAUCAGACCCUGUCCGACGAAAACAAGGAAUACCUCUUCCAGUACUGGGGGACGUUCGGCCGCUCCAUGCUGUCGCUAUUCGAGCUGGCCCUGGCGAAUUGGACGCCGAUCUGCCGUUGGCUCAUGGACAACCUGCACGAGGCGUUCAUGGUCGCUGCGCUCUCGUUCAAGCUCGUGAUGGGCAUCGCCGUGGCCACGGGGGGCCCGACAGCGAACCCGCCCCCGCCCACUGGCCUCUUGGACUUGCCCUCCCAACCUUCACACAUGAGUCGGCCUCCCUCUGCGUUGCCCUGCUCUCUGGCUGCCCCCCGCUUCCCCGCACCCCUUCUUUUCCAUCCCAGCUUGGACCCUCAGAGGUAUCCUCUUCAAAGGGGCUGGUUUUCCAUCCUGCGUUGUUUUUUGAUUGGCCCAGGGCUUGUCAGGCGCCCCCGAGGGGCCGGAAAUUCUCAGACUCUUCCAUUUUUUUUGUUGUUGCUCGGCGCGCGGGGAUUCGGGCCCCUUUUUUUCCGACGCGAGGGGGACUGUGCCGCUCUUUCCCCCUAUUCCCCCUCCUUCCCAGGACCUGCUCAUGUGGAAACCAUGCUGGUUUUUAUUGUUUAUAGGUUUAGCAUGAUGUAUGACCGUGGAAGAUGCCCGUUGACCCAUUGACCAAGGAUGACAUAACCAAAGUGAGCGCGGUUUGUUUCAUUUGAUGGCCUCCGGAAAGCUUCUGCUGGUCGACGAGGCCAACGAGCUAGUCGACAGACGUGUCGAGCCGAAGAGCAAGGGUCGUUCUCAAGCCGCCUCCGCUAGGGUCAUCUGCUCGGGCUAAGGAAGAGAUAUCGUAAACCUCCUUCGUCGAACGUGAGGGUGUCUCCUCGUCGGGCCCGGGAACCCACUAAUGCCUUUCCUCACUCCUCUCCUCCUCUCUUGUACGCCGUAAUUUGCUUUGCCCGUGCUGUUCCAGUCUUGUCGCGCCAGAGGUGGAGCUACCUACCUCUGACCUGCGGAAGAGAGCAGAGUGAGGAAACUGCGUUCACGGGACGUUUUAGCCUGCUAAACCUAUGAGAGAAUUUGACUUGUGUA